AUGCACUUGCGCGAGGAGCGGCACAUCUCCACCAAGCUUCAAGGCAGUGAUUUCCUCGUGCGAACGGCAGGGACGUUCCAAAACCCCAGGAGUGUGGUGUUUGCGAUGGAGUAUCUGCCAGGAGGCGACCUGUAUCAGCGAUUGUCGGACAAGGGCACGCUGUCGCUCAGGGAGACCGUGGCAUGGACGGCGCAAGCGGUGCUAGCCAUCGAAGACCUGCACGCGAAAAACAUCGUACACCGAGACGUUAAGCCAGAGAACUUCCUCAUGGGCAAGUCCGGCACGCUUAAGCUCACCGACUUCGGCUUCGCGCGCGAGCUCGCACCAGACGAGCGGCUGUACUCGCAGUUCGGGACCCCGGAAUACGUUGCGGCAGAGGUGCUGAGCGGCGGCGGCCACGGCAUGCCCGUCGACCUGUGGGCCCUGGGCGUGCUCAUCUACGAGCUACUGGUUGGGCAGACGCCGUUCAAGUCGCCGAGCGUCGAGGAGAUGUACGAGCGCAUUGCGGCCGGCGACUACGCCUUCCCGAAGCCCCCCGCGAGUCCGGCCUGCGCUGCCGCAGAAGGUUCCUCCUCCAACUCCUCCUUGAAGUUGUGUUUGUCAUCGAAGGCGGCGGGCAAGUCUGGUUCGUCGUCGUCGAACGUCCACAAGGGUGGGGUGCAGAAGCAGUCGUUUUCGUUGAAGAAGUCGGACUCUUGUCUGUCGGCGACGGCGAGCAAGAAGGGCGGCCUGGCGACGGCGGUAGGCCCCAACGGGGCCGAUCACACGCGACAACAAGCGGAACCGGCGAAGAGUAAACAGGCGCAACGGCAGGAGCAGGGCACGGCCGACAGCAAUAACACCUCUGGUGGUGGGGCGCAGGACCCCGCCGCCCAGUCCCUCGUCAAGGCUCUCCUCUGCCUCGACCCAAGCCGCCGGCCCAGCCUCCCCGAGGUUAAGCGCCACCCGUUCUUCGCCGGGGUCGACUUCGACGGCCUCCGGGCGGCGGUGCGGGCCCAGGCGGAUCGGGAAGAGGAAGAGGCCGUCGUUGCAGCGGCCAUCGAGGGCGGCGACGUCUGGGUCCGCGGCCAGCCGGUCGUCUGCCAGUCCGACGAGAUGAACGAUAACUACGGCGGUGUCUUCGUCGGGUUUUGAAGAGUGUGUGUUUCCUGCCCCGUGAAAGGCUGCGGGCGAGGUGGAGGGGGGAGCACUCUUCGGUUGGGGUCGUGCGGGUGUGCGUCGUCCAAGUAGAUGCGGACAGGACAGCAAAGACUUGCUGUUAUUUUGUUUUAUUUUACCUGCUUGUUUUGUUUCGGGUAUGGGUUGUUUUCUUGUAGGCGAGGUGGGAGGAAGUUGACGUGUAUUUCGACCCUUGUCUUUUGUCACCUUAACUUUGUUCGUUUUGUCGUCCUGGGUGUGCUUGCGAUGUAAGUGUUCCGAAUACCUUGUUGAGUUUUUGGGCGGUAGAAGUAGUAUUUAUUUAGCCUCGGCUGCUUUUGGAGGUGGAAGAUGUUUUGGAGGGGCAGGAACGAUUUCGUUGUUGCCUUGUCCCCCUAGGAGAUAUUAGUUGUUGUGGAGAGGCAGAGGGCAAUAGCUAGCAAUAGCGAAGGAAGGCCACGAUCAGAUCAUCAGCCUUCAAUUUUCAGCCCUUGGCGUGCUGAUAGGUUGUUUGCUGUCUGCUGAUGAAGAGUCAGGGACUAUGGUGGGGAGCUGUCGCUACGCCAUUGAUGUCAUUCCCCGGGGAAUGGACCUGCCCUAUCUAGUGCAAGGACUGUGUCUCCUUUUCUUAUCUGUCGAGUCUCGUGUUGCGUUGUUUGACCUCCCCUCUCCGUUUAUCGUGUACCCCGUGUCUGCUCCUUGUCGUCUAUUUAAUUCUCCCCUGUUUUCCUUCUCUGUGAUAUGUCUCCUGAAUUGUCUCGAUUUUAUUUUUUCCCUACGACUUGUUGCUCGUGUCUAAUCCUCGUAGAAGUUUCGCCUAUAACGUUUUUCCGGGGUCUGGGGGUAGUAGGGGGGUCCGAGGUCUGGGUAUGGUAGGGGGGGGGUCUCUGCUCUGCUCUUGCCUUUUUGCCUUCCCGUCUCAACGUUUCUUCCUUCGGCAGCUAUCUCUGUUAUGGGUGCAUCUGUACAUCUGGCGAUAGAGGAAGGGCAACAGGAACAAGAAGUCAUUUUGUGCUGGUUGCAACGCGUUGGUCGGGAGUGGGGGGGGGGGGCAGAGUGUUCCAAGACAACGGCGAAGAUGGCAAAGAGAAUUAAUUGGCUGGUUUUUUUUUUUCGUUCAAAGAUGUUCAUAUUAAUCGGGGGAUCGGUAUCUUGGUUGCAGUCUGGCUUUGCCGCGAGCCGUGUACGUGCGCUCUUGGGUCUUUGUUGUGAAAACGUACGCUUCGUGUAUCCCGGUGUGACACUUUCGAUCGUGGAGCAAUAGGCUGCAGCACAGGGUGUGGCCCACACGGAGGCUGGGCUAGAAAAAUGUGAUUGAUGGGAAGGAUUGAUGGGAGGGUUCUCUGUUCUAUUCUACCGCCAUUUUUAUUGUUCUGUUUUUCUUUCCACAUCCGUGGGCAGAGGAAAAGUAUCGCCAUUUUGUUCUACCCGCGCACGCCGCACGCACGCGUGCAUGCCGUUGUGCAUUACUUGUGCACCCAAUCUGAUAUCGACUUUUCGGGCGGUUUUGGGAGGGUUUUUGGGCGGGGGAUGGGGGGGGGGGGGAGUCGAGGGGAUUGGGAGUCGGUGUGCAUCAGGCCGGUUGUAUUUAGGAGGUGGCCUUGGGCAGGAGGAGACGGCAAAAGGAAUGCUCAUGAUGCCGGAGCGAAUUCCUUUCUUGCUCUGCAAAGUGUUUCGCAAGGGCACUGUGCUAUUGCGGGGAUGGGGAGUUAGUUUCUGAGAGCAUUGUUAUGGGGAUUGCUUCUCAGUUCGUUUGGUUUUGUUUUCUUUCGGCUGAAAAUCGAAUAUAGAUCAACGAGAGUUAAUUGAUUUGACACAUUUGUCCAUAAGGUAGGUAGUCACUUCUUAGAGCGACGAAUGACUUAGAUAUCUGUCGGUCCCGGUUGGAGCCUUCAGCUUAUUGGUGGGGCGGUGGGGGGGGGCAAAAGGUGGCGUGUGGACAGUCCGUUUAGAACACCAAGAGUCGGCCUGUCGGCAAAAAAACGUAUAGAGUGGAAACAAAAUUCGCGACGAUGAGCGUGAGCAGGAGUCUCGUCUCUCACCAUAAAACAGACGACUGACUGCGUUUGCGUCAGGGUUUGAUGUAUUCAGUAAGCAGACAUGCUGAACAUUAGAGGGUGGGUGGGUUGGAGUGUGGGCGAGGGGGGGGCGGAGGGUGGUGCGGGGCACUGACCGUUGGCCAUCUAUCCCCUUCAACAGUAAAUACAUGAUUUUAUACCCUCAUUUGAUAUGCGGGUCAGGGGGAAGCCGGCGGCAGUCGUGUAUGUGAUUGUAGGGUAAAGUAAAGGGUGUGAUGAUGGACGAUCAAGUCAAGUGGACGGUUGGUUGAACGUUGCGUGCGUGGAACGGUUGUGUCUUUGCAUGCCUGCAGGUAACAACGUAUCCAACGGCUGGAACUGGUGGGGGAGACGGAGGAAGUAGUGUAGGCAAUAGGCUUAUACCUGCCGUUCGUUGAAAACGGAGUUCGAGUGACUUGUUCCUGUUGCAGAUUUUUGAAGCAAAUGCCGGUGGAGAGAUGACACAAGAGAGAAGAGACGAUUUGCGGAGAAGGUCGAUUGUUGCCCAGGUACAGGCAGUGCAUCAACACUAUCGCCGAGUUGCCGCCAUGGCUAGGUCGCCAGCAGUAGCGGUGAGGGUAUUAUAAAAAAAGUAUUGAAAAGUAAUAUCAUACCAUAUCAAAAGGACAUGGAUGGAUGGAUGGAUGAAGUGCGUUGCGUGCAUCGUUGUACAUUCGAGGUACGGUACCCAACUAAUGGGAUGAUAAUAUAAA
Ectocarpus siliculosus is the source of this 3907-nucleotide messenger RNA. Lineage: Eukaryota; Phaeophyceae; Ectocarpales; Ectocarpaceae. The record is from the annotation of a GenBank genome assembly.